Chironomus riparius is the source of this 1749-nucleotide messenger RNA. The record is from the annotation of a GenBank genome assembly. Lineage: Eukaryota; Metazoa; Arthropoda; Insecta; Diptera; Chironomidae.
UUUUUCGGGAACUUUGAAGUUGCAAUUCUGGUAUAAAAGUUGAAGAUGUUUUCACAAAAUAUAUCAGACAUAUUCAGUUUCUCAGCAUAUAAAGUUUAAAUUAAAAUGAAGUUUAUAAUAACUUUCAUAGUCUUAGUAUUUUCAGGAACUACACUUGGUGGUGGAGAUACAAAUUGUGGCUCUUUGCAAGCUAAUUAUUUAGUUUUACUUCAAGCUUGCGAGUAUUUACUUGAUGAGUCAUUAAAAACUGUGAACAUUGCUGUGGAUUUAUACAUUGGAAACAGCUUUCUUGACUAUUUCAUUUGCAAUCUGGAUCUAACGAUUAAUACGAUGGCGUUAGGAACAAGUCAAUUUAGUGGAAUAAGUUCUGAUUAUAUUCGAGGAAUUUUCGAUGGAUUAAUAAGUCCCCCAUUCGUACAUCCAUUAAGCUGUAUUGAAGAUGAAUUAUUGUCAUUCAACUUAUUUGUUAAAAACUUAACUGAAAAUGUAGUUCCGAAUCUUGAAACUCAAGUUAUUCCAUCUCCAAUUAACGAGACCACGCCAUGUCCCAUAGUGGUCCAAAUGCAAAGUCAAAACUUGGUUAAUGCUAAUCUAAUAAGCAGCAUAGAAGUAAAUGCAGCAAUAACUGCUUCAUCUGUUUUUGCAAGUAUUGGAUUGUCAAGCUUAUAUAUUGACCAAAAUAAUUUAUUCCGUCAAUCGUGUGGAUCGAACCUCGUAAUUGACAAUUUUGCUGAAUUUUACAAUAUGGACCCAGCUAUCAUUAGUGCAUUUAUACAAAAUCAAACAAUUUCUGUUCCACCUCCAUUAAAUUGCACUAAAAGUAUAGUCACGUCCUUAAUUCAAGGAUUUGAUUACAAUAUCGCAAACAUUAAUAACAGCCUUAAUAAUACGAGUGUACCAUCAAGCUGUGAACCAUUCUACAGUGACUUUAAGGCAUUUAAGGAUAUUUGGUUCCAAUAUGUAGAUCAGCUUCGAUUUAACACAAUAAAUAUUAUAAUUGAAAAUCCAGUAUUGGCUCCAUUCUUCGUGGCUGAUCUUCUUUGUGAAUUGGAUAUCAUUUUUACGUUUGCAGCAAAUGCUACAAGCUAUUUGUCCGGAAUUGAUUCUGACAUAAUCUAUUCGAUUCUUAAGGGAGAUAUUGUUAAUCCACUUCCAGCGCCUUUAGAUUGCAUUGCUAAUGAUUUAACUUUCAUGAGCAAUCAAAUCACACAUUUGGUCAAUAAUGUAAUUCCUGGGUUCCAAAAUAUUGCCAGCAUUUCCCCCAGUAACACUUCCACAUGUAACACCACAUACACAGCACUUACAGGCUAUGUUGUACAAUUGGUUGACUUAUUGAACAAAAAAGGAUUCUUUGUAACUUCUGCAACUGCUCUUUUCACAUCCACAAAUUUUGGUGAUUUGUUCCUGGAGUCAUUCACAUCAAUCCUUGAUUGCAUUCCUGACUUAGUAGGAAAAUACGUUGGUGCAGCCCUUAAUGCCGAUGGAUCUGCAGUCAAAUCUUAUGUUAAUGGCAAUCGCAAAUCACUUCCAUAUCCAUUUAGUUGUGCUGAAAUUUUGAUUGACAUCACUAAUAGUUUAAUGAAUCAAGCAUUGGUUAACUAUGUCACUGAAUCUCCAAACAAUUUGGUGUUACCAAAUAUUCCAAAAUUCAGAGGAUAGACAAACAAAGGCAGUAGAAUUAAGAUUCCUUUUAUACAUUUUUAUUAAUCAGAACUUAUCAAAUAAAAUAUCAAUAAAGAUUUAAUCAUC